Messenger RNA from Sphaeroforma arctica JP610, 1468 nucleotides. RefSeq lists its product as hypothetical. Lineage: Eukaryota; Ichthyosporea; Ichthyophonida. The record is from RefSeq and is a predicted model, not a curated record. The coding region runs from base 83 to 1183 and encodes 366 amino acids. Gene Ontology annotation, molecular function: RNA binding. The transcript has 10 exons.
AUAUAUAUAUACAAAAAUAUAUUUAUAUAUAUACAACAUAUAGGAGCGCCAUAGUAGAGCAAUCAAACAUAUCACUGCAAUCAUGGGAAAGAAAAAGCAGGGAAAAGUGACCUUGUCACUGAACGACUUCUUAGGAGAUGCCAAGCCCGCACCUGGCCCAAAGGAUGUUGCUCUGCCUUCAGCACCUGCAGCUCGCUUCGAUGAGGACGGUGACGGUUCGGGAGGCUUCGGCCGACAAGGUGGUUACGGUGCCGGCGGCUAUGGUGACCGUGAUGACCGAGCUCCUCGUGAGCCAGCUCCUAUUCCUGACAAGGCCCCGUUCAAGAUUUUCAUUGGUAAUUUAGACCGUGACUGCACUGAGCAAGAGAUCAUCGAGUUCUUCUCAGGAAUGACUGUUCUUCGUUUCCAUGCCGUGAACGAUCGCGAGACCAUGCAGUUCCGUGGGUUCGGCUACGUUGAGUUCUCCACUCGUGAUGAGUUGGUGGCUGCUUUGGCAAUGACUGGUCAGCAGCUCAUGGGACGUGGUGUGCGUAUCGAUGUCGCCGCAGUCUCAGACAGAGACACUGCACAGGCUGACGAGCGUACCAACAAGGCUUGGCGCACUGGCGGCGGCGGCGGUGGUGGUGGUUUCGAACAGCGCGAGCCUGAGAAUGAUCGUGCGACAGAUAGCCCCUGGAGGCGGAAUGACGGAGGUGGUGGCGGAGGUGACAGAUACAGUGGAGGCGGUGGCGGUCGCAGCUACAACGACAGGAGUGGUGGUGAUAGAUAUGGUGGCGACCGUUACGAAAGUCGUGGUGGUGGUGACAGAUACGGCGGCGGUGGCAGUGACCGAUAUGGUGGUGGCGGUGGUGACAAAUAUGGUAGUGGUGGUGGUGGUGGCUGGAGAGGCAGCGGCGGCGACUCGUACGGAUCGAGCAGGGACGAUGGACCAUCUGAACGACCCAAACUAAAGAUAGCCCCCCGCACCAAGCCAGUGGAGUCGAGUGCGCCUGCUGCCGCUUCUGGUGGUAGUGCAAAGAGCAACCCAUUCGGUGCUGCCAAACCUAUUGAUACGGCUGCUAAGGAGGCUGAGAUCGAAAGGAGGUUGGCUGAUAAGCGAUCGAAGGACGCCCCGAAGGAUGCUGACAAGGACGUCCAAAAUGUCACUGAGGGUGUAGCCAAGGUAAAUGUAUCUGACGAGUAAAGGAGUGGGUCUGAAGAUGGUUUGCCGCAGCUGGGGCCACGACCAGUGUUUCGGCUUUCGUUGGUUCCAGUUACGCAAAGUCACAGAGCUUUCUGUGCUCGAUAACAAUAUAGCACUUCAUAUCUGGGCGAUAUGAAUAUUUAGUACUAUUUUUCAAUUGUAUUAUCCUCAUCUGAAAAAAAUAGGGUCUGCCUAUCUCAAUUAGUUUGGUGGAAAUAAUUAAUUAAUAUAAAAUUGAAAAGUAAACCAGUUCAUCGCAGUUGAAAUGCAUUAGGGACAUUACUG